GGCGAUACCGACGAUACCGCGCUUCUCACCGUAGUCAGUGUCAAUUCGACGACAGUUCGCACUUCAACUCGCGAUGCGGCUUUCUUCCACCAUCUACUCGGCGAUCACGCUUAUCUUAUUCAACAAUGUAGUGUUGUAUGCGAGCGGCACACCGGAAAGGACUCCCAUGUGGAAUCAAACUUGGACUGAUCGUUUGAAGCAAGAUCUGUUUGUAAAAUACGAUAAGUUCGCUCGACCGACGCAACAUUUCAACACAACGGUGGUCAACUUCGACAUUACUAUUCUUUAUGUCGAUGUGGAUGACUUCAAGUCUACCAUCACUAUUAACGGAUGGGCGUCCCAUUUGUGGACAGACGAUAAGCUCAAAUGGGAUCCCGCCAAAUACGGCAAUCUUCAACAUAUUCAUGUAGGGAACCACGAAGUAUGGCAACCGGACAUUUUGCUGUAUCACAGCGGAACUGCCGGUACGGUCGAGCAUUAUGGUGAUACGGCCUGCAUCAUAUAUCAUGACGGUCGAGUUUUAUGGGUGCCGCCCGCGCAAUUUGUCGGACUUUGCGAGCUGAAUCUUCGUCUAUGGCCCUUCGAUACGCAGAUUUGUAAUAUGACGUUCGGUUCUUGGACGUAUCACGGCGAGCAAAUUGAUAUGCAAUUGGGCACGUCUCAAAAAAAGGAACCGAUGUACAUCAAAAACGCGCAGUGGAAGCUAGUAAAUUUGAGCAAAAAUCGCGAAGCGGUCAUAUACUCUUGUUGUCCGGAUCCAUACAUCAACUUAAAUUUUAAGAUGAUCUUAAAAAGGAAUUCCGGGCUUUAUUGCAGUAUAUUAUUGAUGCCUGCUGCCGCCAUAGUUUUCCUGGUUCUGGUCACGUUUUGGCUACCACCUCAAAGUGAAAUGAAGAUCAAUGUUGCGGCCUGUACUGUAUUAAUCAUUGCCGUGUUUUUAGUCUACUUCGGCUUUAAAAUACCAUUAACUGCAAAUCCUCCGCUCAUAGUUUAUUUCUAUAGUGGUUGCCUCUGUCUAGUAACAAUUUCGUUGGUAUUAUCAAUAUUGGUGAUUAACAUGUCAAAAAGAACAUACUGCAGACCACUUCCACGGAAUAUCAGAUUAUGUCUAUUAAGUUGGCCUGGAAAACUGUUAGGACUUUCCGAGCUUAUAAGUGUGAUCGAAUCGCGACGUCCUAUGCCAGGACAAGAGUUGCGUGGUAAACUUACAGAGGAAUCUACAACCAAUUCGACGUCCAAUAUUUCGGACGAUGGAGAUCGACAGAACAUAAUUUCGCCGACAAAGAACACCACGCAAUUGGAAUGGAUUCUCGCGGGCACGGCCGUUGAUCGUAUCGCCUUCGUACUGUUCUGCUUGAUCCUAGCAACAAUGGCAAUAGUGUGCAUAAGUUAGUUAGGAAUAUGAAAGUUUUCUUACAAGUCGCUUUAAUAUAUCUCGAUAAUCUAAUAUAUAUCUGGAAUAUAUGUGAACAAAUCAUAUGAAUUGUUUGUUUGAUAUUGAUUUAUUCUCAUAAAUAAAUAGCUCUCGUAGUAUAUACAAAUGUAAAUAUAUAUAAAUAUAUGAUACCAAGAAAAGUA
This is a messenger RNA of Formica exsecta, 1578 nucleotides long. RefSeq names its product acetylcholine receptor subunit alpha-type acr-16-like. The coding region runs from base 74 to 1393 and encodes 439 amino acids. The transcript is spliced from 9 exons. Gene Ontology annotation, cellular component: neuron projection; membrane; synapse. Gene Ontology annotation, biological process: regulation of membrane potential; signal transduction; chemical synaptic transmission. The record is from RefSeq and is a predicted model, not a curated record. Gene Ontology annotation, molecular function: extracellular ligand-gated monoatomic ion channel activity; neurotransmitter receptor activity; transmembrane signaling receptor activity. Lineage: Eukaryota; Metazoa; Arthropoda; Insecta; Hymenoptera; Formicidae.